UCACAUAACCGGGUGCCGGGUGCCGGGUGGCGAUCAACAAGCAGGCACUGUACGCGGCUCUUUCCGGAUAGUCACACGGGCCGCGAAUCAACAAGCGGUGUGUCCCCACCCCUCCAUCCGUGUCUGCAUCCGUCUCUGUGUGUGUGUUCUCGCCGGUGCUUUCGUGAUUCGGUAACCGGGGGAAGAUGGCGGACCCGGCGGAGUGCACCAUUAAAGUCAUGUGCCGCUUCAGGCCGUUGAACAGCUCGGAGGUGACGAGGGGGGACAAAUACGUCGCCAAAUUUCAGGGCGAGGACAGCGUCGUGGUCGGGGGCAAGCCAUAUGUGUUCGACAGAGUUUUCCAGUCAAACACGUCUCAGGAGCAAGUGUACAAUGCCUGUGCUCAAGAAAUCGUCAAAGAUGUGCUUGGAGGAUAUAAUGGAACCAUUUUUGCCUAUGGUCAGACGUCCUCGGGCAAAACGCACACAAUGGAAGGAAAUCUUCAUGACACCGAUGGAAUGGGAAUCAUUCCCAGAAUAGUGCAGGACAUCUUUAACUACAUUUACUCUAUGGAUGAAAAUCUGGAGUUCCACAUUAAAGUGUCAUAUUUCGAGAUUUAUCUAGAUAAGAUUCGAGACCUGUUGGAUGUUUCGAAGACUAAUUUAUCUGUACAUGAAGAUAAAAACAGGGUUCCUUAUGUCAAGGGUUGCACAGAGCGAUUUGUUUGCAGUCCAGAGGAAGUUAUGGACACCAUUGAUGAGGGCAAAUCCAACAGACAUGUAGCAGUGACAAAUAUGAAUGAACACAGCUCCAGGAGUCACAGUAUCUUCCUGAUCAAUGUAAAGCAGGAAAACACACAGACAGAACAGAAGCUCAGUGGGAAGCUCUACCUGGUCGAUCUGGCAGGCAGCGAGAAGGUCAGUAAAACUGGAGCUGAAGGUGCAGUACUAGAUGAAGCCAAAAACAUCAACAAAUCUCUAUCAUCACUGGGCAACGUGAUAUCUGCCUUAGCCGAGGGCUCGACAUACAUUCCAUACAGAGACAGUAAGAUGACAAGGAUCUUGCAGGAUUCUCUGGGGGGUAACUGCAGGACUACCAUUGUCAUCUGCUGUUCUCCCUCCUCAUUCAAUGAGUCCGAGACCAAAUCCACGCUCAUGUUCGGACAGCGAGCGAAGACCAUCAAGAACACAGUGAGUGUGAAUGUGGAGCUGACAGCAGAGCAAUGGAAGAAGAAAUAUGAGAGAGAGAAAGAGAGAAACAAGAGUCUCCGAAACACCAUCACAUGGCUAGAGAAUGAACUCAACCGCUGGAGAAAUGGAGAGACAGUACCUGCUGAGGAACAGUAUGAUAAGGAGAAGGUGAAUGCUGAAGUGUUGGCGAUGGAUAACACAAUUAAUAACGAUAAGUUUGCAUCCACACCAAGCAUGCCGCCCAUGCCAGGGAUGCUUGGGGCCAGACUCAGCGAUGCAGGAAAAGAGAAAUGUGAGGCUGAACUUGCCAAAAUGUACAAGCAGCUGGAUGACAAGGAUGAAGAGAUUAAUCAGCAGUCUCAGCUGGUGGAGAAGCUGAAGCAGCAGAUGUUGGACCAGGAGGAGCUGCUGGCCUCAUCACGGCGAGACCAUGAUAACCUGCAGGUAGAACUGACUCGUCUGCAGAUGGAGAAUGAGGCAUCCAAAGAGGAAGUGAAGGAGGUGCUCCAGGCUCUGGAGGAGCUUGCUGUCAACUACGAUCAAAAGAGUCAAGAGGUGGAGGACAAGUCCAAGGAGUUUGAAGCCCUGAGUGAAGAACUUAACCAGAAAUCUAGUAUCCUGGCAUCUAUAGACUCAGAGCUGCAGAAACUGAAGGAAAUGGCCAAUCAUCAGAAGAAAAGGGUGACUGAUAUGAUGUCAUCACUGCUCAAGGACCUGACAGAGAUUGGUAUCGCAGUGGGCAACAAUGACAUCAAGCAGCAUGAGGGCAGUGGUCUUAUAGAUGAAGAGUUCACUGUGGCUAGACUCUAUAUCAGUAAGAUGAAGUCAGAAGUGAAAACAAUGGUUAAACGCUGCAAGCAGCUUGAAAACACACAGUCCGAGAGCAACAAGAAGAUGGAUGAAAAUGAUAAGGAGCUUGCCGCAUGCCAGUUACGCAUCUCUCAGCACGAAGCGAAAAUUAAAUCUCUGACAGAAUAUCUGCAGAACGUAGAGCAGAAGAAGAGACAGCUGGAAGAGGACGUGGACUCACUAAAUGAGGAGCUGGUCAAAAUCAGCGCACAGGAGAAAGUUCAUGCAAUGGAGAAAGAGAGUGAGAUUCAGAGUGCCAAUGAGGUCAAGGAUGCGGUUGAGAAGCAGAUCCAGAGUCACAGAGAAGCUCAUCAGAAACAGAUCAGCAGCCUGAGAGAUGAGCUGGAAACCAAAGAGAAACUCAUCACUGAUCUACAGGAUCUGAAUCAGAAGAUCAUGUUGGAGCAGGAGCGUUUAAGGGUGGAACAUGAGAAACUCAAAUCCACUGACCAGGAGAAGAGCCGUAAACUAAACGAGCUCAAUAUGAUGCAGGACCGCAGGGAACAGGCCAGACAGGAUUUGAAAGGCUUAGAGGAGACUGUGGCCAAGGAGCUGCAGACUCUGCACAACCUUAGAAAGUUGUUUGUUCAGGAUCUGGCAACUCGUGUUAAAAAGAGUGCAGAGAUGGACUCUGAUGAAACAGGUGGCAGUGCUGCUCAAAAGCAGAAGAUCUCUUUUCUGGAGAACAAUCUAGAACAGCUCACCAAGGUUCAUAAACAGCUGGUGCGUGAUAACGCUGACCUGCGCUGUGAGCUUCCUAAACUGGAGAAGCGCCUUCGGGCGACAGCGGAGCGUGUGAAGGCUCUGGAGUCGGCACUCAAAGAGGCCAAAGAGAACGCGGCCCGUGACCGCAAACGCUACCAGCUGGAGGUCGACCGCAUCAAAGAGGCUGUGAGAGCCAAGAACAUGGCCCGUAGAGGACACUCCGCACAGAUAGCUAAACCCAUCAGGCCUGGACAGCAUUCUGUAGCUUCUCCCACUCAUCCUAACGUUCUACGCGGAGGGGGUGGCGUUCUCCUCCAGAACAACCAACCAAUGCCCAUCAGAGGAGGCGGAGCCAAGUUGGAGAAGAGCUGAAGAUGACUUUUUAUCCCUCAUUACCAGUGAUGCAGAAUGCAAGAAAUCUUCAUGGAAACCCAUCAUUCCAUUAGCAUAAAUCCCUCCUGCUGGUGCACAUGGGAGGACUUCUGAAUUUAAGUAUUCAUGGCUGUACUGUUCCACUCCCCAUCUGUCAUGUUUACCUUUUAAAGCAAAUUAUUUUAUGAAUAUUGCACUCUUACACACAAACACAAACAUACAUGCACCAAUUAUAGUUUAAGGAAAUCAAGGAAACAAACAACGUGAAUAAUUGACAGCCCGGAACCCUGUGCAAUCAUCUCUAA
This is a messenger RNA of Myxocyprinus asiaticus (Chinese sucker), 3400 nucleotides long. Its product is annotated as kinesin-1 heavy chain-like. Gene Ontology annotation, biological process: microtubule-based movement. The transcript is spliced from 26 exons. The coding region runs from base 186 to 3095 and encodes 969 amino acids. Lineage: Eukaryota; Metazoa; Chordata; Actinopteri; Cypriniformes; Catostomidae. The record is from RefSeq and is a predicted model, not a curated record. Gene Ontology annotation, molecular function: ATP binding; microtubule binding; microtubule motor activity.